Molecule: messenger RNA, 1155 nt
Organism: Effrenium voratum
Lineage: Eukaryota; Dinophyceae; Suessiales; Symbiodiniaceae
Source: the annotation of a GenBank genome assembly
AUGGCGAUUCUGGGCAAUGACUGCGUCAAGUGCACCGGGAAGGUGCUGGGCCGGGUGACCAUCGACCAGGUACCUCCCUUGGCGGUGCAGGUGAACUCCGUGGGCGCGGUCUUCAACGAGUCCUCGGGCUUCACUCUGUCGACGCCGACGCUGAGCAGCGGGGCGAAUCAGACCAAGGGCCUCAAGAAGUGCUUCGGCGAGUGCCUUCACAAGCAGAUGAAUCUGAUCAAUCGACUCUUCACAGGCAACGGCGGUGCGGACGCAAACCACUACUUCCAGCGCGGGAACUGCAAUCAGCACGCCUUAGGCCUGUGCUACAUCUUGGAGAAGGCCCGUGUCUGUCACGCAGAGAUCGACCCAGAUGGCAACAUCUUGGUGAACCCCGACUUUGCCCAGGAUGAAGGCCGAGCGCAGCGGAGCGUCUGCAACGCUCUGGCCGGCGUGAAGCUGCACCUGGGUGGUGGCGGCGACCGGGGCAUCUUCUGUGAGUCGGGAAAGCAUGCGGCCACAAUGGACAUGGGCCAUGCUUGCAGAAACGUGAUGCACGCCAUCAUGCUGCACAACGAGAUGUGUGAGAAGCCGAAGCCGGCGGACUGGUUCUCGUCCACCUGGCAGUGGGCCCGCGAUGCCACCUACUACUACUACGAGAACACGGCAAGCCUCGACUCUUGGGACCAGGCAGCCAACAAGUGCAUGGACCUCUUUGGGUGUCACGCGCUGCGAGAAGAGAUGUCGAGAGCCCCGGACAUCGACCGCGGCAUCAACAGCUUUCGGGAUGCCAUGAACGCGAUCGCGCGGAAUGCGGCCAACGGCAGAGAUGUGAAGGGCAAUCCCAUCGGCUGGCUGGACAGGGUCAGGAACAUGGCCCUGUACCAACUGGAUGUCUUCGAGGCUGCCGCCCAGGAGUGGGCCAUGUACCAGCAGGAGAAGAGCCGACUCGAAUGGAUCAGAUCUUUGGACGACGUGGGGGCUGUCUACCAGCAGCCCAUUUUCGAGGACAUGUGCUUUCGACUGCCACGCGCGGUGAACGACAAGUUCGACGGCCUCUAUGCGAAGGUGAAGGCGGCGAACCCCAGGGCCCACUUCUUCGAUGCCCUGGCCAACGCCUUCCGCCACACAGAUUGGAGCUCACCCCAGAAGUGCCACAUCCGCUGA